This is a messenger RNA of Sabethes cyaneus, 1191 nucleotides long. RefSeq lists its product as uncharacterized. The transcript has 3 exons. The coding region runs from base 27 to 635 and encodes 202 amino acids. NCBI's taxonomy places the organism in Eukaryota, Metazoa, Arthropoda, Insecta, Diptera, Culicidae. The record is from RefSeq and is a predicted model, not a curated record.
CAGUCGUGUUAAGUGCUUCGUUCAAUAUGCUAGUUUUGAUAAUUAUUUCAAUUUUAAUUUUCGGCAAUAGUUGCACCGCUCAAACCAAUAAAUUUGAAGCGACGAUUGACUGUCUACAGUAUAACGCUGGUCAUGGCUACAACCACGCACAGCCAUACUUCCCAACGGGCCGAUUUCAGAACAUUAAAAUCUCUAAGGGCAAGGUUAUCCAAUUCCGUUUAGGCGUUGUUGGUCCCAGUGACGGUCACAUUCGGCUAGCGCCAGUGAUAUUUCCUUACAAUAACACAGAAAUGCACGAAAUCGUACUCUCUGGUUGGUGGAACACCAAAACGGUCGUUCGUCGUUAUACGCGAGAACAACCUGAUAAAACAACUAAUUUAAAAGUGCUGAAAGAGCAGGCCAGCCAUGGUAUGCUGUCAACCUUUACGCCCUUUAUGUUCACAAUGACAGUCCACCCUAAUGGGUUAGUACAGUUAACACGAGAUGACGAUUUUGUCCCAUUCCUGGAAUUUACCGAUGCAAAGUUUUCGGCGAAGUAUAUCGGAUUCUGCAAUUGGGAAAAUCCGCUGGUGUUUUUCUAUGAUUGCCCGCUGGAGGUAGAUCGAAGAAAGUGUGAAGGCAUCACGUUCAGUUAGUUGGUUUUACCGGCGCCGAUGUGAGGCGUUAGCCAAUGGGGAAAUGGAAUUCUAAGACAUCGUUUUGAGUUAUGCUCGAAACCGGAGGCGAAGGUGCAUUUUCAUAUGUAUUAUAAAAUAGCAUAGCAUAGACAACCGUACACACCAUGAGUGGUUGAUAUGGUGUACCCUUAAGUACAUCAUACACCUGGCCAUGCCCUUACGAUUGUAGAAAUGGGAACGUUAGUUGAACACCUACUUUAAGAGGAUGCGCAAAAACUCACGCUAUCUUCAUAGGUGUUCAUGUACCCAGUAAUAUACGAUAUGAAUAUAUAAGCAUAAAAAUAAAAUUAAAUGGAUCACAUGUGGGCAAAAAUAGAACAAUCUCACCAGCAAUUCGUCGAAUGAAACAUGCGUCAUUUGUGUUUCCAUCAAUGCAUCUAAUAUCCAAUAAUUAAUUUAAUAUUUCCUUCUGAUAUCCAUGUGCAUUAUUUAAACUUGUCUCGGUCAAAGUUUUCACUGUACAGUAGGAGGUACUUGAUGAGCUAAAACAAUACAAAUUAUUAGAAUAAUAUAU